AUCAAGCCCGGUGAGAAAUUGGAGAAGGUCCAGGAGGGCGUCUCUCAGUCUCUUGAGGCUCUAGUCGAGAAGCUGCGGGUGCACUUGGAAGAUAGUGAUCUGGAGAGCAACGAUCAGAGAUACGAUGUUGCGAAGGAGGAGUGUCAGGCCCGGUUAGCUCAGUGGCAGAACCAGCUCACGGAAGCAAAGGCUGCCACGAUCCGUGCCGAGUCCGCAAAAGUCGAGAUGACCAAAUUGAAGGAGUCGUAUCUGAAGGAGAUCUUGCAGCUCCGGCAGCAGCUUAGCCUUAAGCAGCUGACGGAGUCGAAGGGGGAGGAGUUUGUGCCCGACAACGUGUCUCAUCUUCCGCAGGAGCCGGAGCAGACCGUCAUCGAGAUCGAGAGCACAGACAAAACCGCCGACGAGGUCAAAGUGCUGGAGAUGCAGUACGAGAAGGAACUCGACAAGCUGCGGAGGAAGAACACCGAGCUGCAGUACAAGCUGAAGACCAAGCAGAUCCAGUCCGACUUGCAGACGGACCUCCUGGCCAAGCGGAUGGAUCGGAAGGAGUUCGAGGAGGUCGGCGUUCAGGCGCAACCAACGGCCAGAGAUCAAGCGACGGAAACCGAAGCUUUCGACCCCCCGCAGGAGGCCCAAACAAACGAGAGCCGGUGUGCAAGAACACCAGGACGAAAAAAAAGUCAAGGUGUCGGCGGCUCCCCGACAGAUGUUCGGUCGACGUCGAAGCCGCUGAGGCAGCCUUGUCGAAAGCCCAGCCUCCGCUAUGACUGCGGCACUGCGAGGGACGCGGGCUGUGGCGAUGAG
This is a messenger RNA of Symbiodinium sp. CCMP2456, 804 nucleotides long. Lineage: Eukaryota; Dinophyceae; Suessiales; Symbiodiniaceae. The record is from the annotation of a GenBank genome assembly.